Molecule: messenger RNA, 2907 nt
Organism: Phyllostomus discolor (pale spear-nosed bat)
Lineage: Eukaryota; Metazoa; Chordata; Mammalia; Chiroptera; Phyllostomidae
Product: olfactory receptor 10G6
Exons: 1
Coding region: 1366-2301 (311 amino acids)
Biological process (GO): G protein-coupled receptor signaling pathway
Cellular component (GO): membrane
Molecular function (GO): olfactory receptor activity; G protein-coupled receptor activity
Source: RefSeq, a predicted model, not a curated record
UGAAGCCUUCUGCAUGAUUCUGAGUGACACUCAUGUCCUCAGCAAGAUGACACGCCACUUUGGAUAUUUGUCCCCAUUGGUAAACAGACUAUUAGAGCAAAGAUUUGUGGAAAGAAGGUAUCACUAGGAAGAGUAUGCCUCGCAUGACCCCUUAGGGUCUGGAAGACUUGUGUCACCCCCCUAGACAUUUCCUGAUUUUUUCCUCACCCUGUGCCUGACGCUGGCCACCAAUAGUCCCAGGAGAAAAGGGCUCUGUAACACUGCUUCACAUUUGAGGACUCAGAUCUGCUUUUUGACAGCUCACUGGAAGCUACAGGUUCACUUCAGGCAUGAGGCAUAAAUAUAAUGAGUAGAGUUUCUAACAAUACAGGACCACAACACAUGGUUGGUGAGAAAUAAUAGCUAAUAUUUAUUGCAUGCUUCUCUGAAUUAUUUGAAUUAAUUUAUUUAACCCUUACAACAGUCUCAGGAGGUAGGCACUAUGAUUGUUUCUACUUAUAGAUAUAGAAAAAGACAAGUGAAAUGGCUUUUCCAAGAUCACCAAUGAGUGUAGGUGGAAGAGCUAGGAUAUUUACAUUUUAGGCCAUGCUCUCAAAAUACAAUAUAUGCUACUGUACUAAGAAGACAGAUGGAUGAACGAAUAAAUAGAUGGACUUCACUGAUCCAGCAGCAGAGAGAAGUGACAACAGAUGCCCUAGGGCUGAGAUUUUGUGUUCUUCACUAUCCCGAAUAUUUUAAAGAACAUGUGUAUUUUUAAAAUAGAAUUUAUUAAAAUAGAUAUUUUAGCCAUAACUCCAAGCAUUCUGAAUAUUUUAUGUUCAUUGUAUACCCCAGAUAAUACAUUUUCAAAAAUCUACAUAGGUUUUUAUUGGGUACACUUACACUAGAAAAUAUAAUUCUCUCAUUUAAAAAAAAAAGUAAGCUGUAAACCUAACUCUCUGGUAUGUAGAUCAUAGAUCAAACAAGGAAAAUGAUAGACCAGUCUGUUCUUUAUAGAUUCAUAUAGGUUUUAUAUGAUUAUACUUCUUCCUGAAAUAAAAAGCUCUGUGUAUGGUCUUUCCUUUGCUCUUCUGAGUUAUAUACACAUAAUCUGUUACAUAGGUUUUAACCUUGAAGGGAACAAUUUUUCCUUGGAACCAGGAUGAACUCAGAAUAAGGACUUGUGGGAAAUGUGAGGAGAAAAAAAUGGCUAAGAAAAACAGCUAGAGCCAGAGCGAGAUCUCUCUUUUUGAGAUCACUUUCUUGGAUCCUUUCUGUUCAUAUUUGGGAAGGACACAGAAAAACAUAUGUUAUGCCCAGAGUAUUUGGAGACCAUUUCAGACUUCUCUUCUGCUCCUUCUUUUUGCAGAUGUAAACAGCAAGGAAAUGCAAAGUGGAAACCACACUUCUGUGUCCUACUUUAUUUUGGUGGGCCUGCACUACCCACCACCACUGGGGGUACCACUCUUCCUAGCUUUCUUUGCCAUCUAUGCCCUCACUGUCUGUGGCAAUGGGCUCAUUAUUCUCACAGUCUUGGUGGACACCAAGCUCCACCGCCCCAUGUACUGGUUCCUAUGCCACCUCUCCUUCUUGGACAUGACCAUUUCCUAUGCUAUUGUCCCCAAGAUGUUAUCUGGUUUUCUCUUGGAGAGCAGUGUUAUCUCCUUUGGGGGCUGUGUAAUCCAACUUUUUUCUUUCCAUUUCCUGGGCUGCACUGAAUGCUUCCUUUACACACUCAUGGCUUACGAUCGUUUCCUGGCCAUUUGUAAGCCUUUACAUUAUGCCACUAUCAUGACUCACAGCAUCUGUAACUACUUGGCUCUAGGGACCUGGCUGGGAGGCACACUCCACUCACUUUUCCAAACAAGCUUCAUAUUCCGCCUGCCCUUCUGUGGUCCAAACAGGGUCGACUAUUUCUUCUGUGACAUUCCUGCCAUACUAUGUCUAGCUUGUGCUGACACCACCAUCAAUGAACUGGUCACCUUUGUGGACAUUGGUUUCCUAGCCCUCACCUGCUUUGUGCUUAUCCUCACUUCCUAUGGCUGCAUAGUGGCUGCCAUCCUGCGAAUCCAGUCUGUCGAUGGACGCCGCAAUGCUUUCUCCACCUGUGCUGCCCACCUCACUGUCGUCAUUGUUUACUAUGUGCCUUGCACCUUCAUUUACCUUCGUCCUGGCUCACAGGAGCCCCUGGAUGCAGUGGUGGCUGUUUUCUACACUGUCAUCACUCCCUUACUUAACCCUGUCAUCUAUACACUGCGCAACAAAGAAAUGAAGGCAGCGAUAUGGAGGCUGGGAGCGGGGAAGGAUUUGCAGCCUCAUUGACUCUGGACAUCCCAGACAUACAGUAGAUACCAAAAUUUAAAGCACCAAUGGGACACCCAAUAGUUGGGAAGAUUUAAGACAGAAAGAGAGGGAAGGAUUCAUGUAGAGUAAAGGACUUCUAGGUACAGAGGUGAGAACACUUGUAAGUUCCACAUUGGACCUGCUUUCAAACAUGGUACUCUGUAUUUCUUUCCUCUGUACCAACGGAAAUCAAGCAAAGCACCUCAGCAAGGAUGAAACUUUGCAGGAAAUAUCCAAGAUAAGUAAAAUAUUCACAUCAAAGCUCUGUUUGUGACAUCUACCUACAUGUAUAUUACUGCUUCUAAUCCCUGUAUUGAUACCCAUAUAGUUUUUUACAGGUCACAGAUAAACUUUACGCAAACCAACUGACUUGACUUGGACAACAGUUAUGUGAGGUAGGUAUUAUUCUUCUCAGGUAACUGUGGGGAAACUAAAGUUCAGAAAAUAGGUGCCUUUUCCAAACUCCCUACUCUCUGUCUUUUACUUUGACAAAAAAAAAAAAAAAAAAAAGGUAGAGGAGCCCUGACCUGUGUGGCUCAGUUGGUUGGGCAUCACCCCACAAAGCUAAAGGUCACCAAUUUGAUU